AUUUCAAGAUGGCGAAUGACGACCAGACAAAGUUGGAAAGGGCUCAGGCUAUUGCCUCUAAUAACCCCCAAGAGGCUAUCCCGAUUCUGCACUCAUUGGUAAAACGAGAUGUUGCUGCUAGAGAUGAGGAGGGUCUUAAGAUUAAAGAACAAGCUAUAAUGGAAUUGAGUGCACUUCUUGCUAAAACGAAACAGGCAGAAGAACUUGCUGGGCUUCUAAAAUUCACUCGUCCAUUCCUUGCAUAUGUGAGUAAGGCUAAGGCUGCCAAACUUGUACGGGGCAUGGUUGACCUAUUUCUUGACAUGGAUGCUGCUACAGGAAAAGAGGUUGAAUUGUGUCAAGAAUGUAUAGAUUGGGCAAAAGAUGAGAAAAGGACAUUCCUCAGACAAGCCUUGGAGGCAAAACUGGUUGCUUUGUACUUUGAAACUUCACAAUACGAGAAUGCUUUGAACAUUGGAUCUACUCUGUUACGUGAGCUAAAGAAGCUAGAUGAUAAGGCCCUCCUUGUGGAAGUCCAACUGUUGGAGAGCAAAGUCUACCAUGCCUUAAGUAACCUGCCCAAAGCACGAGCUGCACUAACUUCAGGGAGAACUACUGCCAAUGGUAUAUAUUGCCCACCAAAACUCCAGGCAGCCUUGGAUCUACAAUCAGGUGUUUUGCAUGCAGCAGAAGAGAAAGACUUUAAGACAGCUUUCUCCUAUUUCUAUGAGGCCUUUGAAGGCUAUGAUUCAGUUGAUAGCCCUAAAGCAAUUCAGGCACUCAAGUAUAUGUUACUCAGCAAAAUUAUGUUGAACAAUGCUGAUGAGGUCCAACAGAUAGUAAGUGGUAAACUAGCACUCAAGUACGCUGGACCUGAAAUUGAGGCCCUGAAAAGCAUUGCUCAAGCCAGCAAUAAGAGGUCAUUGGCAGAUUUUCAAAAGACCCUGGCUUCAUACAAGUCUGAGCUUGUAGAUGACCCUAUUGUAAGAGCACAUCUGGAUUCCUUGUAUGAUAACCUACUGGAACAGAAUCUCUGUAGAAUCAUUGAACCAUUCUCUAAGGUGCAAGUCACACAUGUUGCAAACCUUAUCAAACUGAGCAUCGAAGUUGUUGAAAAGAAGUUAUCUCAGAUGAUUCUAGACAGAAAAUUCAGUGGUAUCUUGGACCAAGGACAGGGAGUCCUCAUCAUAUUUGAAGAAACACCCGAAGACAAAACAUACGGAAACUCAAUAGACAUUAUACACAGUAUGGGAAAAGUUGUGGACUCUUUAUAUAGCAAAGCCAAAAAACUAUCAUAAUCUGAGAAUUUGUUAUUUGAACAGUUAUUGAUUUGUCAAUAUUAUUACAUUUAUUACAAUGAGUAUGUGUAGAUAAUAGGAGAAUUUACUGGCAAAGAUGGCAUAUGUAACAGUUCCAAAAUAAAUUAGAACUAUUGGCAAAUGUGCUGCGCCAAAUUCUGCAUAUCGGCAUGGAGAAAUUUCAUAAGAAUUCCAUAUUUUUCUGCUCCAAAGGAAUGUCAGUUUAGUGACACCAUGGUUGUAGACAGUGCAUUUGAAGGGACUUACUCCUUGGAAAAAGCAUGCAUGAUACUAGGGGCCAGAAAUUCUAAAAUGACUACCAAUAUCACUGCUCCAAGUCAAGUAUGACAUUGUAAUAAAAAAAAUUAUAAGAUUAUUGCAUACUUUUUGAUUUUUGAAGAUGCCCUAUUCCAAUAAAAAAGGAAGAUGGGUGUGGCAG
Owenia fusiformis is the source of this 1716-nucleotide messenger RNA. The record is from the annotation of a GenBank genome assembly. NCBI's taxonomy places the organism in Eukaryota, Metazoa, Annelida, Polychaeta, Sabellida, Oweniidae.